CCCCGGGCCCAGCCCAGACCCCGUCGCCCCUUCCUGGGCUGGCGGCAGGAACAGGACCCACUCACCCUGUGGAGGCAGUGCUAGAAGAGGGCUCCCUGGAGGAGGAGGCACCCCCCAUGCCUCAAGGCAAUGGCCCUGGGGCCCCCCAGGCCCUGGACAGCACUGACCUCGACGUCCCCACAGAAGCUGUGACACGCCAGCCUCAGGGGAACCCCUUGGGCUGCACCCCACUACUGGCGAAUGGCUCUGGCCACCCCUUGGAGCUGGGCGGCGCCAGGCGGGCGGGGAAUGGUGCCCUGGGUGGCCCCAAGGCCCACCGGAAGCUGCAGGCUCACCCAUCUCUCGCCAGCCAGGGCAGCAAGAAGAGCAAGGGCAGCACCAAAUCCGCUGCCUCCCAGAUUCCCCUCCAGGCACAGGAAGACUGCUGCGUGCACUGCAUCCUGUCCUGCCUGUUCUGCGAGUUCCUGACGCUGUGCAACAUCGUCCUGGACUGCGCCACGUGCGGCUCCUGCAGCUCCGAGGACUCGUGCCUCUGCUGCUGCUGCUGCGGCUCCGGCGAGUGCGCCGACUGCCCCACUACAGGUGGUGGGCAGGCCUUGGGGGAGGCGUGGUUGGACGUGGAGGACGCCUACCACUGA
Messenger RNA from Myotis davidii, 638 nucleotides. It is a transcript of the gene MDFI, whose product is annotated as MyoD family inhibitor. The transcript has 5 exons. Lineage: Eukaryota; Metazoa; Chordata; Mammalia; Chiroptera; Vespertilionidae. The record is from RefSeq and is a predicted model, not a curated record. Bases 117 to 638 code for a protein of 173 amino acids.